Messenger RNA from Hemiscyllium ocellatum (epaulette shark), 4292 nucleotides. It is a transcript of the gene tcf12, whose product is annotated as transcription factor 12. NCBI's taxonomy places the organism in Eukaryota, Metazoa, Chordata, Chondrichthyes, Orectolobiformes, Hemiscylliidae. The transcript is spliced from 20 exons. Gene Ontology annotation, biological process: regulation of transcription by RNA polymerase II. The record is from RefSeq and is a predicted model, not a curated record. The coding region runs from base 368 to 2401 and encodes 677 amino acids. Gene Ontology annotation, molecular function: protein dimerization activity; DNA-binding transcription factor activity, RNA polymerase II-specific; RNA polymerase II cis-regulatory region sequence-specific DNA binding. Gene Ontology annotation, cellular component: transcription regulator complex.
CUCCCCCCCACCCCCACCUUCUGAAAACAAUAUGUCCGCCUGAAGGAGCCGUGGGGGCUGAUCACCGAGCCGGGGGGGACGACACUGAGGAAAAAAGUGGGGGGCGAUACAGAUAGGAGAGCGGAGCGGUCCCGUACCGUAUUGAACGGUGGCACUCGAGCCGGCCCCGCGAAGACGAAGAGGUGGGGGAGGAGGUGUAGCGGCAACGGCGACGACGGGGGGGUGUGUGUGUUGAGAGCGGGAGUGAGUUUAAAACCUCUCUCUCUCUCUCUGUAACACACACCCUGCGGCGAGUGUGCGCUGGUGGCAGUCGGAUGUUCGCUGGAAAGGGGUGGGGGAGAGCGAGGUUUAGUGAGAGUAAAUCAAGAUGAAUCCACAGCAGCGGAUGGCCGCUAUAGGAACGGACAAGGAAUUGAGCGAUCUGCUGGAUUUUAGUGCGAUGUUCUCUCCUCCCGUUAAUAGUGGAAAAAACGGACCAACCACACUGGCAAGCAGUCAAUUUGGUGGUUCAGUCAUGGAAGAACGGGCAGGUACAACUUGGGGAUCAGGCGAUCAAGCAAGUCCGUCAUAUGAAUCAUCAAGGGCCUUUGCAGACAGUCCUCACUAUGGUGAACAUUUGAAUGAAGGUCGAUUAGGACCCCAUGAAGGUUUAUCACCAACACCAUUCAUAAACUCCAGUCUAAUGGGAAAAGUUUCGGAGAGGGCAGCUCUUCCAUCUUUUGGUAGAGACCCAGGAAUCCCAGUAUGUCAAUCCAGCAUUCUUCGAUCGGAUGUGGAAAUAAGCAGUCCUGGACCUGUCCCAUCAUCUGGGAAGCCGGGAACAGUGUAUUUUCCAUUUACGGCUACAAAUCCACGCAGAAGACCGAUUCAUGACACACCAGCUCUAGAUCCCACUCAGACAAAGAAAGUAAGAAAGGUGCCUCCAGGUUUGCCUUCAUCUGUUUAUGCACCUUCUCCAGGCUCAGAUGAUUUUAAUAGGGAGUCUCCUAGUUACCCAUCACCCAAACCACCCAGCAGCAUGUUUGCCAGUACAUUCUUUAUGCAAGAAGGAAAUCACAGUUCUUCUGAUCUUUGGAAUUCAACAAAUGGAAUGCAUCAGCCAAGUUAUGGAGGAAUGUUGGGAAGCUCUUCCUCUCAUGUCUCUCAGUCUAGCAGCUAUAGCAGUCUGCAUACGCAUGAUCGCUUGAACUAUCCACCACAUUCAGUUUCACCUACAGACAUCAACCCCAGUCUUCCCCCAAUGUCUAGCUUCCAUCGAGGGAGUACCAGCUCCCCUUAUGUUGCAGCCUCUCACACACCACCAGUCAAUGGAUCAGAAAAUCUUUUGGGGAACAGAGGAAAUGCAGCUGGGGGUUCACAGACAGGUGAUGCACUUGGAAAAGCUUUGGCAUCUAUUUAUUCGCCUGAUCACACCAGUAGUAGUUUCCCAUCAAAUCCGUCAACGCCAGUUGGAUCGCCAUCACCCUUGCCAGGUGCUAACCAGUGGUCGAGACCAGGAGGGACUCCGUCGUCUCCUAGCUAUGAAAACUCCCUUCACUCACUGCAAACUCGAAUGGAGGACCGUCUAGACCGUUUGGAUGAUGCCAUUCACGUUCUCAGAAACCAUGCCGUUGGACCUUCAACAAGUAUGUCUAGUGGCCAUGGUGACAUGCAUAGUUUGCUGGGGCCAUCACAAAAUGGGCCAAUUGGAGGACUGAAUUCAAACUAUGGAGCAUCUGCACUGGUAACAUCUAGUCGACAAACAUCAAUGGUUGGCUCUCAUCGGGAUGAAUCUGUCAGUCUCCAUAGCAACCAUUCGAUCAUCCCCAAUUCAGUCCCUCCUUCAAGUGCAGAAUUAAAUCACCAGGCACAGGAUAACUACAGAGGACUAUCGAGUUUGCAAAGUCAGUCUUCUGCUUUGGGUCCAGCAGAAGUGAAAACAGAAGAGAAAGAUGAGAACACAAAUGACUCUUUCUCAUCUGAAGAGAAGAGAUCAGAUGACGAAGGAUCUAAAAAAGACAUAAAAAUGCAGUCUAGAGGAAGGUCAUGUAAUCAUGAAGACGAGGACCUAAAUCCUGAACAAAAAGCAGAAAGGGAACGCGAAAGGAGAAUGGCAAAUAACGCAAGAGAGCGUCUUCGUGUAAGAGACAUCAAUGAAGCAUUUAAAGAGUUAGGGCGAAUGUGUCAACUUCAUUUAAAGAGUGAAAAACCCCAAACCAAACUACUUAUUCUUCAUCAGGCAGUUACCGUCAUCCUUAACUUGGAACAACAAGUUCGAGAGAGGAACUUGAAUCCAAAAGCAGCCUGCCUUAAAAGGAGAGAAGAGGAGAAGGCUUCUGCCGCAUCGGCAGAGGCACCACCAGCACAUCCUGCAGUUCACCCUGGUCUCAGCGACAGUACCAACCCUAUGGGUCAUAUGUAAACUGCCAGUUGCAGGUUAGAAGUCUGGAUCAUUUUUGUAGAAUAACAAAUGAGUCAUCUUUCCAUACAAGGACCCAGCCAACUAACUUUCUUUCAAGAAGCCACAGUUGGAAAACAUAACGCACUUGAAGCAGAAACCCAGAAGCAAUCUCUUGAUCAAUAUGGCAUCACGUUCAGCCCACUGAAAACCUAUUUGUCCCAAAUCUGAAUUUUGGCCCAUAAUAGUACAUAUCAGUCUGUUGCAAGCAGUGUUGCUUCCACACAAUCAGAGACUGUUGCAAUUGUUCCACAGUUUGUGGAAGUUGCCUUGUGCCUAAACUUGUUGGUUGAUGAAAUGCAUUUAAGACAAAAAAUAAAAUUAUUUAUUGCUACUGAACUGUAAGGUCUACUUUGAAAGGGAAAUGUUUAAAUCUCAGUUGUUUCAUUCUCAGCUGGGCUGAUGCUAGUAUCUGUUAAAGCUGUUCAUAAGCAGAGAACAAAGCAGUAAUGACCUCUAACCCUAGCAUUCCCAGAACCUAUUAGUGUCUUAAAAAAGGGAGGGAAGAGUCUUCAUUGUCCUCUUCAUUCCUUUGGCCACACAAAUAGCUUUUUCCAUGUAACAAAAUAUUCCUUGUUAGAGUGUAUUUUUUUGUUCUCUGGUUGUGUGAACAGUUGUGGUCACAUUUUUAUUUCCUACAUUAUGUUCAAUGCUUGUGUCAUAAGCAAUUUGCUAUAAUAGCAAAAUGUGCUCUUACUGAAAAAGGGCAGGUCUGACCAUGGCAUCAUUUAGCUUGAAAUAAGGUUAGCUUUCUUCAAACUUUCAAGUAAACACCCAUUCUUAUUUCUUUUAUUUGUAAUUAUACAAACUUUUAAGCUUCUAGGCUUCAUAGUAAAACUUGUAACGUGAAGUGUAAAUUAGAAAAUUUCUAAUUUUAGAAUUGUUUUGUUUUUCAAGCAGUUGAUACUACAUUUAGUACAUGUGAAAGUGUUUGCUGUAAUUAAGCACAGAUGCAAAACAAAGGUUUUAGGCUCUGAAAAAGCAUCAAGAGCUGAUAAAAUCCUUGGUUCACCAGGGCCAGUAAUGUUGACAAUGAACAAAGUAGUGCUGUCAGCUGAAUUAAAGUUCUGGAGGGGAAAAAGGAGCAACGGUCACCAACUUUCUGAGACCAUACUUUCUUUUUGAUGACUCCUUAUCUGCGUGGCUAAUCAGUGGAGAGGGAUCCCAAGACUGAUGCAGCCAGUAAUGCGACUGCCCUGAGUUUUGAAGCCAUCAUGGCAUUAACUCACACGAGUUGUUUUGAAACCACUUAAUUUUUUUGUGUUUCCUCCCCGGCUGGUUUCUAUUUAUAUGGAUUCAAGCUCCUUAGCUUCCAUGUAAACUGUCUUCCAUUUAAAAGAAGCAUUGGAGAGAAAAUAUCUGACAAGGUUACUUAUGUUGUCUGAACAUUGUCUGUAAUUGUUGACAACUGACUCAACAAAAUGAACAAAUAAUGCAUUCCUUUGUUCUAAGCACUAAGGCAACUUGAGAGCAAAAUUUGUGUUAAGUUGUCAUGACUGUCUGAUAGGAAUGCUGAACACUUGUUUUGGAAGGGUUCUCAGAGAAUGAAUUCUUUUUUGACAAUUGUGUAUGAUUUUGUUAUUUUAAUUGAUUCAUGGCGACUAAUUCAAGAACAGUUAACACCUAAUUUACUGUAUCUGUGGCCUUGUUCCUCAGUUCAUUGUUUGUAAGCUAACAUUUGCUUAAAAUGUGCUAAAGUGAUCACGUGCCACUGGCCUUUUCUUCUGAGCUUGGUUCUAAGCUUUCUUUCCCUUUGGCUAUAAUAGACUGCAUUAUGCCCAGAAGCUUUGCUUCAAAAAGAAACAAAGAAAACAUUUGGCUUAUUUUUCACUGUAGCUAGUCUUUUAUACAAUAA